ACCUAAAUUUUCUCUCUCUCUUAGAACGAGCAACCAUUACCCGUGCUCAGGACCGAGGCUUCGAACCGGCACUUCCCGAUCCGAUUCCCAUGAGCGAAUCUGACGGUUGCGCCUUGCGGCGGCCGCCGACGGCAGCGGAGGUGGUGGGGCGGCUCAAGGAUGACGGCGACUUCGAUGCUCUCCGCCGCGCCAUCGUCCGGAAGGUCAAGGACAACGAGAUACUACGGAACAAAAUCAUCUCAGAGGUAAAGCAGUCAGUGGUUCUACAAGAAGAUGGAUCUGAGAGGAUGAAAUUAAAAGACCUAUCUGAUGCAAUUUUUCAAGAUAUUGGGAGCAAAAUAAUGGGUCAAAUCUCAGAUGAGGUAUGGAAUGUCAUCCAGUCAAAUGAAACUGAUAUACAGGGAACUGUGAAAGCCGUCUACAAUAGGAUACUGAACCCUGAAAAGGUCUCUGAGCCUUCUCCCAAGAAGCUGAAGCAGAGAGGCAAAGAGGAACAAGUUCUGCCCACAAAGACAGCAACUAGCGUUGCAGUCGAGGCGGAAGAUGAUGAUCCAGAGGAGCCACCAGGAUUUGGUUUCAACAAUACACAGCGUAAUGAUAUUGGAGCAACAAAGCCACAGAUGAGUUUGGAAAAUGGUAAUGAAGGGAAGCCAAAUGGAGGCGAGCCAGCUACUAUCAGCAAUCCAGGGGAUGAGGAGGAAGAUCCUGAAGUGCCCCCUGGAUUUGGUUAAUGGAAUUCACUAACUUCAGUGGAAUGCAGCUGUUUCUUUCUUAGCAAUAUAUACAAGAAGGGAAAUGUUUAAUCUUCUGUUGACAGGAAGAGUAAUGCAAGCUCAUGUCUGCGACAGUUGAAACCCGUGUAAUGAUGGUUACUUCUAUCCAGCCCCAGGAUACCCUUUCUGUGAUAGUGGCAAAUAUGUUGGGUGCUAACAGUCUGACAACGAGUUCCAGGCACGAAGUUUUCGAAGAAGCUGGACAUAUUAUGAGAGGUCCUCUAAAUUAUGGAGAUGUUUAGUUCUUUAUUCCAAGAGGCACGUAUGAAAAACAUAUGCUAUAUAAAAUCCCUUGUGAGUUGGGAGUUGGGACAGUUUCUUACCAAGGGUCUGUUUGGAUGGAGGUCCUCCAGGCUCCAGUGCUUUUGCAAAGCUCUUGAGAUGCACAGCUCUCCCAGUAUUUUUUUGCACGUUUAUUUAUAUACGUAAAAUAAGUAUUUAUACGACAAGUUUUCUUGAGUUGGGACAGUUUCUUACCAAGGGUCUGGACAUAUUUGCAUGUUUUUGUAUUUAUUCAUAGACCUUACGUGGACUGGAACAUUUAUCACCAAACCGUGGUCGGUCUCAUUUUU
Molecule: messenger RNA, 1345 nt
Organism: Zea mays
Lineage: Eukaryota; Viridiplantae; Streptophyta; Magnoliopsida; Poales; Poaceae
Exons: 3
Coding region: 90-731 (213 amino acids)
Source: RefSeq, marked validated